AAAGAAAUGGAAGAGAGGCAGCAACUGAAUAACAGGAACCUGUUCAAAAUGGUCAGGAAAUGAUUUUCUGUUUCAUGUGGGCUGGUGGAAGCAAUGGGUGGAUUAUUUUCUAGGAAGGAACAGCCCAAGAAGGCUAACAGGAUAACCGAACAGGAUAAAGCAAUACUGUCACUCAAAAAUCAAAGAGACAAAUUGAAACAAUACCAGAAAAAGAUCACAACAAAUCUUGAGAGAGAAAGACAAGUUGCAAAAGAACUUCUUAAAGAUGGAAAAAAGGAUAAAGCAAGAUUAUUACUCAAGAAGAAAAAAUACCAGGAGUCACUUCUUACAAAAACCGAUGAUCAGCUUGAAACGUUAGAAAAACUGGUUCAUGAAAUUGAAUUUGCCCAAGUACAGGCCAAAGUUGUCCAGAACCUUAAAGUUGGAAAUGAUUGCCUUACUGCCCUGCACAAGAUAAUGACUUUAGAAGAUGUUGAGAAAAUUAUGGAAGACACCCAGGAAGCUGUUGAAUACCAGAAUGAAAUAGAUGCUCUUAUAAGUGGCGCAUUCACACAAGAGGAUGAAGAUGACAUUCUUGCUGAACUUGAAGAGUUAACUAAGGUUGAACUGCCAUCUGUGCCAACUGAAGAACCUUCAAAAGAAACUGAUCAGCUGCCAGAUGUUCCAAUGGCUGAGCCAAGUGAAAUUGAACCAGCAAAAGAAAGUGCAAAGCAAAAACCAAUUGCUGUUGCUGCAUCAUAAGCAAGUGGAGGCACAAAAAGUAAAAUAAUCUUUGAAAUUUAUUUUCAACUGUAUAGAAAUUCUCCAAUAAUAAUUUUUGUGCAUUUAAUAGUUGUUAUAAUUUUCUUCUAAAGCUUAAUGAUUGGAUGUUUGUCUGUAAAUAACUUGAAUGAACUCAGAACACUUUAUAAUUUGAGUAAUUUAGUGUAUGGUUGAGCUGUCAAGGUUGAUGGCUCAAGUAAAAUAUUUGCAAUGGUGUGUACCAUCCAACCUCAAGCCUAGAAUUUGUUUUUUGCUAGAUUUUUGGCUGAAGAUCAGUAUCUCUGACCAACCAGCUUAUAUUUUUGGUAUAAUAAGCAAUUUUGAGGCCAGGAGGCAUGGCAGGUGAUGGACACAGGGAGACAUGUCCCCUUUUGCUUUUCAGAUGACAGAUUUGGUUCUUUUUCCAUUUCAACUUUGUAUUUCCUGCCCAGUCAUUUCCUGCUAUUUGGCCCUCCCAUCCAAACUGUUUGUUUCUUUCAAUGUAGCGGUACCAUCAAAUGCUAAAUGACAUACUUUUUGUCAAGAAUUUCUAACUAUUUGUCCAAACAAAAAUAGGUCUAUAAAUUCAACUUAGGGCCUCGUGUUUAAAAAAUACUCAACAAUCCUUUGUACUAAUUUUUGACCUCAAAAUCAGUUCAAGGAUAAGUUUUUUAGUCUUUAUGUUAGUUUCGAUUAUGGUAGUACUCAUGAAAUUGAUUUUAUGUCAAAAUUAGUAAAUGUGAAAAAUUUUAUAAUCAAUCUGACUGUGAUUCACAACUGAUGGUGAAAAGUGACACCCAUAACAGUUAUUGCAGUCAAAUUCCUUAAUUUCUCGGAUUCUAAAUCCUUAAUAUUAAGUCAAAUGCAAAAAAUCUAAAGCACAAACAAUUUUAACAAAAUAUUUAAUGUGUAUGAAUCAAAUGCAUCAGGAAAAAAUGUAUGGUGGCAAAUCCUUAUCUAAGCUCAAAAACACUGCAAAAUCAUUUUCUGCUUUAAUUUCUGUAGACUCUGGUUAUAGUCACAUCAAAUAUUUCUUCAAAACCUGUGACCAUAAAUAGAGUGUGACUCUAAAUGGAGCUUAAUUUAAUAGUUUUGCCUAUUUGGGUCUAAAUUUUAUUUGACAGUUACCAGAAGUGUGACUUAAAGCAGAGUGACAAUAAGCAAAGUCGACUGUAAUUACAGUUUUUUGAAAUAUUUUGAAGGUUAUUUUUUUUGCAAAGUUGUUUUAUAAAAGUCUUUGAAAAAUUUAAGAAAUUGGAAGUGGAAAGAGAAAAAUCCUAAAAUCCUUUUAUUCACACAGUGGGUGGUUUUUAAUAUUUAAACUAAUAUUGUGUUCUUGCCAUUUUAUUUGUUUGAUGUGAACUUGUAUUUUUAUAGUUAAGAUUAAAUCAAUUAAUUUCAACCUUACUAUUGGUAUGUUUCAGUACUU
Rhopilema esculentum is the source of this 2170-nucleotide messenger RNA. RefSeq names its product charged multivesicular body protein 6-A. Gene Ontology annotation, cellular component: multivesicular body; ESCRT III complex. Gene Ontology annotation, biological process: late endosome to vacuole transport via multivesicular body sorting pathway; vesicle budding from membrane. NCBI's taxonomy places the organism in Eukaryota, Metazoa, Cnidaria, Scyphozoa, Rhizostomeae, Rhizostomatidae. The record is from RefSeq and is a predicted model, not a curated record.